Molecule: messenger RNA, 3834 nt
Organism: Anoplopoma fimbria (sablefish)
Lineage: Eukaryota; Metazoa; Chordata; Actinopteri; Perciformes; Anoplopomatidae
Gene: mapk8ip2
Product: mitogen-activated protein kinase 8 interacting protein 2
Exons: 14
Coding region: 1-3834 (1277 amino acids)
Biological process (GO): regulation of JNK cascade
Cellular component (GO): cytoplasm
Molecular function (GO): protein binding
Source: RefSeq, a predicted model, not a curated record
AUGGCGGACAGGGCUGAGAUGUUUUCCCUAUCCACUUUCCAUUCCCUCUCUCCUCCUGGUUGCAGGCCAGCCCACGACAUCAGCUUGGAGGAGUUUGAUGAUGAAGAUCUCUCUGAAAUCACAGAUGACUGUGGGAUUGGACUCAACUAUGACUCGGAUCCAUAUGAGAAGGACUCCCUCAUUCUGGAGAAGAGUGACAUGCACCGACCAGUGUGCUCCUUCCAGGACGACUUCCAAGAGUUUGAGAUGAUUGACGACGAAGAUGACGAAGAUGAUGAGGAAGAGGACGAAGAUGAAGAGGUUGACCCUGAUGCACCCCCGUCCCCCUCUGCCUCCCCUCCUCUCUCCCCUACUCUUGGCACACUGAAGAGCAGGCCCACCACACUAAACCUCACCACUGCUGUGUCACAGGAUUCACUUAACAACAACAGCAGUCUGUCCCCAAAGAAAGGAAGCUGGCAGGACUCUUUACGCAAGACCUCACAGGGUCGUCUGUCUCCAACCCACUCGUGUCUGGAGGAUGGUAGCCAUGUGACAGGCCAGUGCCCAACCUCUCCAGUUUCCCAGGCACCAGGGUCUCAGACCAAAGGUACUCCACCAAAACAGGGAGGGGAAUGCGGGAACCCCCAAUCCCCUCACAGGCCCCUCCUCUGCGACAUGGAGGGCAACAGGCGGGAGAGGCCCGAAUACGGCUCAUUUGGUCAACACAAGACCCACCCUCGCUCUGGUGACGUCACUGAGCCAAAGGCAGACCCAUUAAUUCAGACAACCAGAGUACCUUCUGUAGAGGACCACUCCCAGUGUUCGGACACAGAGGUUGACCACGACCUCAACAGUGACCACAACCACAAACAUUCGAACCGGCGUGCCACCGACACUUACACGAUCACCAGUGAGUCAGGUGUGGAGCCUGAGAAUGACCUAGACCCCGAUGGAACCAGUCGUUGCUUGUCAUCCACUGCACCCAUGGGAGCCAACGACGCCGAUACACCCUUGUCCGAUGAGGAGCUGGAAAAAGACUUUGAGGUGGAAUUCAUGUGUAAGGAGACGUACGACAUGGUGUGUAAGGAGAAUAGGUCGGCAUAUGUGGAAUUUCCCUCCAUUGAGCCCGCCUCUUUCUCUAGCUAUGUGUCCUCCAGCCGCUCAGAUGCCCAUUCCAACAGUUCAGAUGCAGCUGUUUCUGCCUUGGAGGCAGCGGCUAACGACUCAACCUCUCCAUCCUCAGACCCAGGGAUAGCAGAUAUGAACCAGCAGGGUUACACGACUUCAGACCAGGACAAGGACCUCAGCUCUCCAGGCUCUGACUCUGACAUUGAAGGGGAGCUGGAGGCAGCAUUUGCCUGUGGAGGCCCUGUGGUCUCCAACAUGAUCUCCUCUAUCUCAGAGACAGAGCUGGAUUUGACCAGUGAUGAGAGCAGCAGUGGACGCUCGUCGCAUCUCACCAACUCCAUUGAGGAGGCUAGCUCGCCUACAUCAGACCAGGAACUGGACCUGGAUACAGAGUUAGAGCAGGACAGUGGCAUUGUGGGACUCAAAGAGUCUCUACUCCUGGGCCGGCCUGACCCAAUCAAAGAAGAGUUUACUCUUCCCUCUCCUUCGCCUCUACCCUCACCUACUAUUGCUACACCAUCCCCUGUCGACUCACCCAUCUUACCUCCUGUGCCCUACGACGAUGGUCAAGCUCUGAUGGGGCUGCAGAAUGUGGACGAUGAGCUGUCCUUUGAGCACCAGGCUGAUCCAGAUGAGACUCUGCCUCCAGCCCAACAAUGUGAGGACACCCUGUCCAGACAGAUGGUGCUGCAGAUAGAACCAGACCACAGUCUUGAGAGCUUCAAACGCUCCUUCUACCUGCCAGUGGGACCCAGGCUAAUGCCCAAUGCAGAUGAAUAUGAUGGAACCAGUGAGGGAGACUCCGAAUCAGAAAGCGAAGACGACCUGAGUGAGAACUCAGACUCACCGUGGCUGCUCAGCAACCUGGUAAACAGGAUGAUCUCAGAGGGCUCGUACCCAAUCAGCUGUCCAGAGGACUGCUUCAAGAGGAAAGUGUCUGUGUCAGACACCAUCUCACCAUCCUCAGAUAUUGGAGAGGGAGAUGGUUUCAAUGAUGAGGACCAAGAGAAGGAAUCAGAAUUGGAGGGAUCCGCGGAAGAAGAGAAGGAAGGUGAGGGGUACAGAAAGAAUAUGAUGAAGCCAGGAGAGAGGAGGAAGGGCAUGGAUACUUCAAAAGAAGGAGCAGUGAUAAGUCCCUGUCUGUAUAUGAACAACCCUUCUGGUGAAACCAUAACCCCAUUGAUCUUGGACCACUGUGCAAACAACGCGAGGGGAACCACAGAUAUAAACUCCCUGAAGAACUUCACAGACAAACUAUCUAAGAACGCCAGGAGACAAGAGGAGGAUGAAGAGCCUAAUAAUGACUUGAUGAUGCUUGAGGGUAGAAAGGAUCUGGACUCACCGAGCCUCAGUGAGAGUGUGGUCAGCGACAAGGACGAAGGACGAGAGACUGAGCCCAGGCCAACAAGCCGUUCCUCAGCCUCUCUGGAGCGUAUCACCGAGGUUAAACACAGCCUGACACUGGACAUACCCACUGCCCAGACUAAUCGCUGCUUCAGCCUCACCUACUCCACAGACAAUGACGAAGAGGAGGAUGACGGAGACUCUUACCCAUUCCUAGGUGGCUUGAGGAAGCAGUCCUACCGGGGUAGUGACUUAGAGCUUGACAGUUCACCACCUAUUGAUUCCAGUGUGCAAGACCAUCCUUUACCUGACCAUGACCUCCCACUAUGUGAGAAAGAUCUGGCUCUGAGGGAGCAGAUUGAAGACGAUGGACUGGCCUAUGACUCCAUGAAGUACACGCUAGUGGUGGAUGAGAAUACUACACUGAAGCUAGUCAGCCUCAGAAGGUGCACCUCCGUUCUGAGUGAUGACAGUGAGCUGUCCACACUAUGUGAAGAGGAGCCUUUGGGGACAGGAGAAGUGGGCUAUGGUCGUGAUGAUGAGGAGGUGAGGCCAGACCUUCUCAGUUCUUCUGAGGACUCUUCUCCUGAGGCUGACCUCCCAUUCUCAAAGAAGUUCCUCAAUGUGUUUGUCAACAGCACCUCCCGCUCCUCCAGCACAGAGUCCUUUGGACUUUUCUCCUGUACCAUCAAUGGAGAGGAGAGGGACCAGACACACAGGGCAGUCUACAGAUUCAUUCCCAGACAUGCAGAUGAGCUGGAGCUGGACGUGGACGAUCCUUUAUACGUGGAGGAAGAAGAGGAUGACUACUGGUACCGAGGGUAUAACAUGCGGACAGGGGAGAGGGGCAUAUUUCCUGCCUUCUAUGCCCAUGAGGUCAUAGGCCAGUCCAAGGAGCUGUUGGGACUUAAACGAAAUCCAGCAUGGAUUGAGACUUUCAGCGUUCAGUUUUUGGGGUCUGUCGAGGUUCCUUAUCACCAAGGCAACGGCAUUCUCUGUGCCGCCAUGCAGAAGAUUGCAAUAUCGAGGAAACGGACAGUACAUGUGCGACCUCCUUCUCUGUGUGAGCUUGAGAUUAGCUUGCAAGGAGUGAAACUGAUCAUGAGCCUGGAGGAUGAAUAUGACGCCCUUGAUGAGUAUGACAGAUGUAGUCACUUCUUCCAGAUGAAGAACAUUUCCUUCUGUGGAUGCCAUCCGAGGAACAACUGCUACUUUGGCUUCAUCACUAAGCACCCGAUGCUGAACAGAUUUGCAUGCCACGUGUUUGUAUCCCAGGAGUCCAUGCGGCCUGUAGCAGAGUGUGUUGGACGAGCCUUCCAGGAGUACUACCAGGAACAUCUUGAGUACGCCUGCCCCACUGAGGACAUCUACCUGGAGUAA